Molecule: messenger RNA, 3650 nt
Organism: Pungitius pungitius (ninespine stickleback)
Lineage: Eukaryota; Metazoa; Chordata; Actinopteri; Perciformes; Gasterosteidae
Gene: tgm8
Product: transglutaminase 8
Exons: 15
Coding region: 896-3046 (716 amino acids)
Biological process (GO): peptide cross-linking
Cellular component (GO): mitochondrion
Molecular function (GO): protein-glutamine gamma-glutamyltransferase activity
Source: RefSeq, a predicted model, not a curated record
AAGCAGCCCUCAGAAACAUGAAUACAUUGCAGGUCUGUUCUGCUGUAGCCUCUUAAGUCAGAAAUAAUUGUUUUGGAAAACACAAAACCUGCAGAGCUUCUUUUAAGGUGUGUCCCGUUUAGUGUGUGGCAUCUCGAUGCCACGUGAAUCACUGCCUUCAAUCCCUGCAGAACACAUUUAUUUCCUUAUUUCUCACGCGAAUAUGCAGCAGCGACAUCGCCACUCCCGAGAUUUCUCCCACACAAACUUUCUAUCUGAGUCACUUUACUUGGAAAUUCUAAAAAGUCUGACGUCUGUGAGGUUUGUGAUGUGUGAGCAAGCGAAGCGAAAGGGAUCAGCAACGAGGUCUUUUGUCCUCUGGAUGGUUUCGCUCCUUCCUCUUACGUCAUUUCAUGUGUCUCACUCAUCAUGUCGUCGUAGUGAAGGACACUGAACCCCGGAUGCACUGGACAGAAGGGUCCAAUUCUACAUACAAACCUUUUCAUAAAAACUAAAAAUCAACAGUUUAGAGUUGACUUCCUGUACGUGACGUGUGGCAUCAAAAGACACCAUAAGACCUGCUAUUGCUAUUUUUGGGGGGUUUAUUCCCCCAAACAGCAAGUUGUAAAGCGGCUUGUUCGAUGAAAUUGCCCUUUCUUGCUCUCGUGAGUUUGCACUUACUGUCGGUGACAUGUGAGUGUAAAAAAAUGUGACAUGCAAUCAAUUGCCAUCUCAAAGGCCAAUGUAGCAAUGGAACACCACCAGGAAGUGACUAAGCAUGCAUGUGGCCAUACAACGGGGGGGGGGUUGGGCUUUGUGAGGUAUUUGAUAAAAACAAUGAAAGCCUGUAAGUCACCCGUCAGUGCGCCAAGGACCUGACUUCUCCUCACACCUCCUCCUCCGAGCUACAGGGAAGAUGACAGCGGAAGGCGGACAAUCCAUCUUUAAAGGAGUGGACCUCCACCCUAAGGACAACAACCUCGCCCAUCACACCAGCGUCCUCUCGGACGAUCGGCUGGUUGUGCGGCGAGGGAAGCCCUUCAAGGUGACCUUUAAUCUGGGACGACCUCUCAGCGGUCAGCCGCUCACCCUUAAAGCCACCACAGGACAACAACCGAGCGAGGAGCAGGGCACCCUGUCGCUCUUCGGCCUCACACCGGUCAACGGACGUUCUCCUUCAGCGAAGGCGGUGUGGAAGGCGGAGCUUCACGGGGGCGCCUCCCUGCAGCCGGGCCUCCUGGUCCUCAGCAUCACGCCGCCGGCCGACGCCCCCAUCGGGGAGUUCAGGCUGGUCGGGAUCCACCAGGACGAGUCGAGGCUGCUGGGGACUCUGGUGGUGCUCUACAACCCCUGGUGCCCCGAUGAUUGGGUGCAUAUGAAGGAUGAGAUGGAGAUAAAUGAGUAUGUGAUGAAUGAAAAAGGAGUGAUCUUCAAAGGAAGCAAUAACUACAUCAUCUCUGCCAACUGGGACUAUGGGCAGUUUCAGGACAAGAUGGUGGACAUUUGUUUGAGGAUUUUGGAUGUCAACCACAAACACUCCAUCGACCCGGCUGACGACGUCUCGGCGCGUUGUAACCCCAUCUACGUCAGCCGCGUAGUCAGCGCCAUGAUCAACAGCGAAGACGACAGCGGAGUCCUGGUGGGACGCUGGGACGGUCGCUACGGUGACGGCUACACACCGGCUCACUGGACCGGCAGCCACGCCAUCCUCAAGCGCUGGUUCGACAACGGCUGCAGCCGGGUCAAGUACGGCCAGUGCUGGGUGUUCGCCGGCGUGAUGUGCUCAGUGAUGCGCCUGCUGGGCAUCCCGUGCCGGGUGGUCACCAACUACCAGUCGGCCCACGACAACAACAAGAACCUGAUCAUCGACGUCUACCACGCCGACUACGGAGUCCGGGAGAGGCCCUCCCCCGACAGCAUUUGGAACUACCACGUGUGGGUGGAGGCGUGGAUGAGGAGGCCUGACCUGGCCAAGGACGGAGCGUACGACGGCUGGCAGGUUCUGGACCCGACGCCCCAGGAGAAAAGUGACAGCAUUUACUGCUGCGGCCCGAGUCCUGUGGCGGCCGUCCUGAACGGCGACACGCACCUCAAAUACGACGUCCCGUUCGUCUUCGCCGAGGUCAACGCCGACUGCAUCGACUGGCUGGUGAAAGCUGACGGUUCAAUGUUGAACAUCUCCACCGACACCCGGAGAGUCGGUCAGAACAUCUCCACCAAGGCCGUCGGCUCGGCGCAGCGGGUCGACAUCACCAGCAGCUACAAAUACGCAGAAGGAACGGACAAGGAGAGGUCCACCUUCCUCCGCGCCACCACCGCGGAGAAGGAGGCGAAGAACGAAAAGCCGGGCGACAAAGUGGGGAGCGCGGGCGCAGAACCGCCCGUCGCCCCCCCGAAGCCUGACCCCGCGCCGCCGGUCAAAAUGCGCAUUGAACAGGUGACCCCCCCGACCGACGGGAACGACGUGAUGUUGACGUUGGUGCUGCGGACCGAGGGCGGCGCCGCCAGGCUGCUGUCCGUCAACAUCAAGGCGGACGCCAUGAGGUACAACGGCGUCCUGGGUGUGACCGUCCACAACGAGGUGAAGGAGACCACGCUGCUGCCCGGGACAGAUGGGUCCAUCCCGAUCCGGAUCAAGUUCUCCGACUACCACAAAGCCAUGACGGACUGCGACUGCAUGAGGGUUUCAGCCGUGGCGACGGACAAACGCGAGCCGCAGAACUUGUACCUGGCCGAGAGUGACGUCAUGCUGCUGGACCCGCCCAUCACCGUCAACAUUCCCAAAACGGCCAGAGUGAACCGCGAGGUGCAAGGCGAGCUGUUCUUCACCAACCCGCUCAGCGAGACGCUGACGCAGUGCAGUCUGACGCUGUCCGGGAGCGGCCUGAUCCUCGACGAGCUUCAGUUGAAGAUUCCAGAUCUCAAGCAAAGCACCAGGCUGUGUGUGAGGUUCCCCCUCCUGCCCUACAGGAGCGGGAAGAGGACUCUGUUGGUGGACUUCGACUGCUCCGCCUUCAGAAACAUCAAGGGCAGCGCCGCCAUCGACGUCCAGCCCUCGCUCUUCUGACGCGCCAAGGGCAAAGGUCACCAACAAAACGUCAAAUGUGAAUAGCAGGGAAGGUGCAUAAACCAGAAAGAUGGAGCUGCCAGAUGAGGGCGGUUUGGAUGUUUUUAGGUGUUUCUUGUGGUCUGAUCCAGGGUGCUGGAUAUAAUAUUAUGUAAAUACGGAGCAUUCAGUGCUACUAUCUGCUGUCUGAUAUCAGCGAACCUUUUAAAAGUAUGUGUUGUUUAUCUAAAUUGAACCCCUAUUUGUGUUAUUUAAGCCGGGGCAGCGGGGACCAGUUGAAAGUUUAAAUGCAGCUAAACCUCAUUUUGUGAGGGAUCUUUUCACUUUUUUAAAUCAAUCUCUUGAACUUCGUCUCGCUUCUUUGGGGAAGUGAGCUGCCGAUGAAGAAGCUUCUCUUUGUGGCUAAACAAAAAGAAUAAAUGACCAAAUGAUGUGUUAGAUGGACUGUCUUUGUCUCUAUUUACAUGUGUUUACUGUUUAAUUAAAAAUAAAUAAAACGUUUAUGAUGUGGCCCGAGUGUGACUUUUCAGAUCAUUAUGUAAUCACAAUGCUGUGACUUGAGGAUUUGCAUGAAAACUAGAACUAGAACAGUGAGUGAGUUAAA